UAUCUCAUUUCUGGAACCAAAAGAAAUUGCAGGAAAAUAUGGUUAAACUAGUUGUGUUUUCAGUCCUUUUUGCCUUCUUCUUCAUGGGUUUUUCGCGUUUGCAUGCUGCUUCUUCUACCAGCUUCAAGCCCAAAACUAGCCUGCAGGCCAAGAGGAGCUGCCCUUACACAGUGAUCAUAAAAACCAGCUGCUCUUCAGCCACUUUCACCAGAGACCAAAUCAGCCUCGCCUAUGGUGAUGCUUUUGGCAAUGAGGUGUAUGCAAAGAGGCUUGACAAUCCAGCUUCAAGGACGUUUGAGAGGUGCUCCUCCGACAAGUUCGAGAUAAACGGGCCAUGUACGCGUAACAUCUGUUAUCUGAACCUUCUGAGGAAUGGAUCCGACGGUUGGAAACCUGAGUUCGUCAAGAUCUACGGUCCACAUGCAAACACUGUUUCGUUUAACUUUAACACUUUCCUGCCCAACCGAGUGUGGUUUGGACACAAUCUAUGCCAUGGUGUCUCUGCCCCUUGAAAUAUUUUGUCAUCAAAUCAAACAUCUAUGUAUGCAUAUUAUUGCAUGUCUCUGCCUCU
Molecule: messenger RNA, 571 nt
Organism: Prunus avium (sweet cherry)
Lineage: Eukaryota; Viridiplantae; Streptophyta; Magnoliopsida; Rosales; Rosaceae
Product: embryo-specific protein ATS3A-like
Molecular function (GO): protein binding
Source: RefSeq, a predicted model, not a curated record